This is a messenger RNA of Strongylocentrotus purpuratus (purple sea urchin), 1749 nucleotides long. RefSeq names its product etoposide-induced protein 2.4 (gene ei24). The coding region runs from base 144 to 1103 and encodes 319 amino acids. Gene Ontology annotation, cellular component: endoplasmic reticulum. The transcript is spliced from 8 exons. The record is from RefSeq and is a predicted model, not a curated record. Lineage: Eukaryota; Metazoa; Echinodermata; Echinoidea; Camarodonta; Strongylocentrotidae. Gene Ontology annotation, biological process: macroautophagy.
GCGGCAGACUUUGUUAUUGUCGGCAAGAAUUUAUAUUCGUCAUUUCCAGCUGACCGAUCGAACGAAUUGCUGAUAACAAGAUUUGUAAAAUAUCACCUUUUUCUUUGAUAGAUCAUCGUUGUGAUAAUGAAGGCUGACCAAGCAUGACUGAUAUAUUACGUGUGACUCUUCUGGAUGUAUGCCAUGGCAUGCGGGAUGCUGUGCUUGGUUCUCUCUUCGUCUUUCGGGUCGAUGCCGAGAUGGAGAAGAUUCAAGAGGAGAUGAGGAAGAAAAGGGAGGAGAAGAUGAUGGAAGCUAGACGAAGACCACUUCCUCAGAGGGAAAAGAAACAAGAGGAGCCUAAGGUCAUGCAUCGGAUCCUGCAGUGCUGUGCUCUGAAUGUAGGGGUCUUCUGGCUUAGCUUGAUAGUCUUCAACAAUGUGCUGCUGCCCCUGCUUCAGUGGGUGACUACUUUCAUUGCAGGUGCGGCCGGGUCCGAGAACCUUGUUUGGUCAUGGAUGAAACCUAUGCUGUCAUAUACGUUCAGUGCAUUCUGGGUACUUCCCCUGUUUCUACUCAGCAAGGCGGUCAGUGCACUGUGGUUUCAAGACAUAGCAGAUCUUGCUUAUAGAAAGUCAAGAGGCAGACCACAGCUACCAAGCUUGAGCAGGCUCAUAGCUGAUCUUCUAUUCAGUGUUCUUAUACAGAUAUUAUUUUUACUACAGAGCAUGGUGGUUAGCUUAGUACCAAUUAAAGGAGUGAGUCAGUUCCUGAGCAUGUUUCAUCUUUCGCUUCUCAACGCUCUCUAUGCAUUCGAAUACAAGUGGUUUAAUAUGGGAUGGGAAGUGCACACAAGGAUAGCUUACAUCGAGACCAAUUGGCCGUACUUCUUAGGGUUUGGUCUACCUCUAGCCCUCAUCACAUCGCUGCCCAAGUCCUACUUUGUGAGUGGUUGCGUAUUCUCCACAGUCUUCCCUCUCUUCAUCAUCAGUGGCAAUGAAGCCCAGCCUCCACCCAAGGCAUGUGACUUCCAAGUUCGUAUAUUCUCAUUCGUUGUGGGCGUGGCCAACAAACUAUUCUACCGGACUGUGAAAGGACCAAUCAAAUCGUCUCGGAGUCGAUGAAAACAAUUGCUGUGAUUGGGACAUUAUCUCUGUAAUCCAAGUUUUCUACGGAUACAGCAAUUUUUUGUUUGUGACGUAUAGCAAGUACUGAAAAGAAUGCCAUGUCGUUGACACUAACAGCGAUAAUGCUGCAAUUAUCAUAUUCUACCCGGGAGCAUUUUUAAAGGUAGAGCAAGAGAAAGGGGACAUGUUAGACAGCCUCAGAGAUUAUGGGACUAUUGAUCUUUCUAACUGCAUGCACCAGGGGGGCGUUUCACAAAACUUGUCAUCAGUGAAAAAUGACAGUUUUGGUUAUAUGCUACUGAAAUCCUUGCUUCUGAUUGGUUAUCAGCAGAUUUGUCACUGAUUUUUGUCAUUUGUCAUUGAGAGAAGGCUUUGUGAAAUGGGUCCCUGGUGAUGAAAUAUGCCUGUAAUUACUUGCCGAUACUUUUGCUGUGGUAUACUGUAGGACAUACACUAUGGCUUGUCCUACCUAACUCGUAAUAUAUGCAGUUUGCAUUCUGACUAUUGAAAUAUGAUAAUUGUAACUGGUGAAUUGAGUAAUGUGUAACUAGGCACUUAAAGGUAAUACAAAGUUUUGGUAUGUUGUCAUGAAUUUGGUUCAAAUGAACAUAUUGGAAGCAUAUGCAUCCUACAAUAUUCAGUG